CCCUACACUCCAGCUCUGCCCUCGAGGCCCUCCUGCCGCUGCCCGCCCUCCCUCUCUCAGCCUGGUACUGCUGAGCCCGCUCUGUGCCAGCCACCGUGCUGGGCACGCAGGCCUGGGGACAAAGCCCCCCGGGGCCUGCCUUCACGAUGCGUCUGUCCAGGGUUGCCCUGACCCCACCUGCCCACUGUGGAUUUCAGGAGGACAGGGAGGAAUCGUUUCUGCUUGGUCUCCGGACAGGUUAAAUGGAACUGCCUUCAGCAGAGGCAGCCCCAGCCCUCCGCGACCCGGGGAUCCGGGGGUGCGGGGUGAGGGGGACAUGAAAAUAACCACCGCUGGGCAUCUGGCCCAGGUGCGCACCUUUGCAGGCGGAGGCACCCUCGGAUGGCGGGGCCGUCGAGGCCAGGGCGCAUUUGCGGGGCCUGAGCGCGCACAGGCCCUGCUGAGGCCAAGCGCCUGCCCCGGCCGCCGUCGCCCACGGUGGCCGGCAGGCCCUCCUCCGACUGCACACCGCGAGGCUGACCCUGCCCACCCGGAGGCGGCGGCGGGGGCCCGGCUGAGCGCCGAGGGCCGGGGGCGCCCCCUGGUGGUCGAGCCCCUCCGGUACUCCUCACGGCCGCUUUCAACGCCGCCCCACUGCCCUCCUCACAGCAGCAGCCAGCGAGGAACUCACUCCGGACCCCAGCAACCUCCUGCGCGGCCCACGCCUCACCCCCGCUCACUCCUACGGUCUCGUCCCUAUGCAGCCGCCAAGGGGGUCUUUUAAAAUGUUAACCACGUCUGGUCACUCGGUCUGAUAAGCUUAAACCCCUCAAGGGACUUCCCUGGUGGAUCCACGGGCUAAGACUCCCAAUGCAGGAAGCCGGGGUUCGAUCCCUGGUCAGGGAACUAGAUCCUGCAAACUGCAAUGAAAGACCCUGCCUGCUGCAGCUAAGACCCGCCACAGGCAGAUAAAGAGAAACUUUUAAGAUAAAUAAAAAUAAACUCUCAAA
This is a messenger RNA of Dama dama (fallow deer), 989 nucleotides long. RefSeq names its product circumsporozoite protein-like. Lineage: Eukaryota; Metazoa; Chordata; Mammalia; Artiodactyla; Cervidae. The transcript has 2 exons. Bases 317 to 763 code for a protein of 148 amino acids. The record is from RefSeq and is a predicted model, not a curated record.